Messenger RNA from Coniophora puteana RWD-64-598 SS2, 273 nucleotides. RefSeq lists its product as uncharacterized. The transcript has 2 exons. Bases 1 to 273 code for a protein of 90 amino acids. The record is from RefSeq and is a predicted model, not a curated record. NCBI's taxonomy places the organism in Eukaryota, Fungi, Basidiomycota, Agaricomycetes, Boletales, Coniophoraceae.
AUGCCCGCCGCCGCCGCUGCCGCCGUCGGUCCUCAUAGCAGCCUGAAAAGGAACGUACCUGGGGAUUACAAGCAUAUCACCGAGGGAUCGGGAGCGCUAGAGGAAGGGGGAACAGGCGAGGGAGAGGACUUGGAGAGGACAAGAGCAGGGGAGGAGAACGGGAAGGGCACAACACCAAGCUUACACAGUCCACUAAGCGGGACUGUGUUUCUCCGUCUGCAGCCUGUUGCAUUCACGCGUGAAAUCCCUGCUUCCCCCGCUGAAUUCACUUGA